UGUACGACAUCAGUUUUGAUACCCAAAGACCUCAAAAGACCCAAUCCCCUCAAAAUACUAAAGUUGUACGCUAAGAAAACAACACUAUGGAGUCCCAGAAGCUUGAUGCUCUCAUUGUUGGUGCAGGGUUUGGAGGUGUCUACCAGCUGAAGAAGCUACGGGAUGCUGGGUUUCACGUGAAGCUCAUUGAGAGUGGCUCUGACUAUGGCGGUGUGUGGUACUGGAAUCGAUACCCAGGCGCUCGGGUGGACAGUGCCAUCCCUGUCUACGAAUUCUCCGACCCGGCGCUUUGGAAGGACUGGCACUGGACGCAGCGAUUCCCUGGAUCAGCCGAGAUACGUGCCUAUUUCAAGACCGUUGCAGACAAGUGGGAUUUGCGCAAGGACACCGAGUUCAACACCUACGUCAACUCUGCUAUCUGGAACGACGAGUCCAAGACCUGGCGCGUGUCCACGGCGAAUGGCAAGGUCUUUACCACGCAAUUCUUCUUGCCCAACACGGGAUUUGCGGCCAAGAGGCACACGCCUGAUUUCAAGGGCAUCGAUCGAUUCAAGGGAACGUGGGUUCAUUCUUCCUACUGGCCAAAGGAAGAGCCAUAUCUCAAGGGUAGGAAGAUUGCCGUCAUCGGCACGGGAUCUACCGGCCUUCAGCUCACGCAAGACCUGGCGCCACUGGCAUCGGAAUUUGUCCUCUUCCAGAGAACUCCAAACUUGGCUCUGCCUAUGAAACAGGAGGAGUAUCCUCCAGGUUCUGAGACACAAUGUAUUCCCGGCGAAGCGUAUCCUGCUCUCUUUGCCGGCCGAGCUGAAAGUUACGCAGGGUUUGACUUUUCCUUCAUGCCAGUCAAGACGUUUGACCACGAUGAAAAAGAGCGACAAGAGACGUACCAGAAGCUGUGGGACCACGGCGACUUUCGCUUUUGGCUGGCAACGUACCAGGACAUGCUCUUUGACGACCGUGCCAAUACGGAAGCGUACAACUUUUGGCGCGACAAGGUGCGCGCCAGGCUUGACGAUGAGAGGCUCAAGGACAAGUUUGCUCCCAUGGAGAAGCCGCAUGCCUUUGGGUGCAAACGAGUCUCUCUGGAAAAUGGGUUCUACGAGCUGUUCAAUAAGAAGAACGUGCAUCUUGUCGACGUUAACGAGACGCCAAUCACCGAAGUAACGCCCGCCGGUAUCAAGACGACGGAAAAGGAGUGGGAAUUCGACUAUAUCGUGUGCGCUACGGGAUUUGACGCCAUUACGGGUGGGAUCCUGCAGAUGAACGUGGAAGGCAUCAACGGUCUGAAGCUAAAGGAUAAGUGGAUGGACGGAACCAAGACGUUCCUUGGCCUUUCUGUCGCCGACUUCCCGAAUAUGUUUUUCACUUACGGCCCGCAGGCACCAACGGCGUUCUGCAACGGCCCUUCCUGUGCCGAGCUGCAGGGCACCUGGAUCGUCGACCUGCUCAGCAGCAUGCGGCAGAAGAAGCAGGAGGUGGUCAACGCAUCUGCUGAAGCGGAAAAGACGUGGGCUGAAAGUAUCUGGGCCAUUGCCAACACGUCGCUGAUCCCAACCACCAAAUCGGUAUGUUCUUGAAAUGUGAUUUGUCUGCUACCUAGCUCUAGCUAUUAACACUUUUUGUGAAGUGGUACAUGGGCGACAAUAUCCCCGGUAAGCGUAGGGAGCCGUUGAUCUACUUGGGGGGUGUUCCGACUUACUACAGCACGAUUAACGAGUGCGCAUCGAAGAAUUAUGAAGGGUUUCGGUUUUCUUAAACCUUACUAGCUAGAUUAGUUGUCUACUAUUACUUUCGAGCUAGAAAUUCUACCUUGUGCUAUCU
Molecule: messenger RNA, 1821 nt
Organism: [Torrubiella] hemipterigena
Lineage: Eukaryota; Fungi; Ascomycota; Sordariomycetes; Hypocreales; Clavicipitaceae
Source: the annotation of a GenBank genome assembly